Perkinsus marinus ATCC 50983 is the source of this 175-nucleotide messenger RNA. RefSeq lists its product as hypothetical. Lineage: Eukaryota; Perkinsozoa; Perkinsida; Perkinsidae. The transcript has a single exon. The annotation marks the transcript as partial. The record is from RefSeq and is a predicted model, not a curated record.
GUAUGCGGAUCUCCAGGGUGCUGAUCGCAUAAUCGAACCAUGUGGUAGCUGCUGUACACUGGUCGCCCGUGAGUAUCUCUCUACUGCAUCUAGAGAACUAGAUUCUUCCCUGUGCGGGAUGCUCCUUGGGGUCAUUCUCCUCGACACUGUGAAUAUGAGCUCUGAGGCGGGGAAA